UGCAGGGAUCAAAGCUGGAAGUACCUCUGUGGCUUGCUAAAGGUCUACAUGACAGCAAAAGAAGAAUAAUUUCUGUGGAACUGCCAAAGAUUUAUAAGGAAGCCUGGAGGACAGUGUUCAGCGCCGAUGCCAAUGUGGUUGAUCUGCAUAAAAUGGGACCAUACUACUACGGAUUUGGCUCCCAGCUCCUGAAUUUUGACAAUCCAGAGAAUCCUGAGAUAGCUCAGACGAUCCUGCAGACAUUUAUUAGCCGUUUUCGUCGUAUCAUGGACUCCUCUCAGAAUGCCUACAAUGAAGACGUAUCAGCGCUGGUGGCUCGGCUGGAUGAAUUGGAGCGAGCCUUAUUUCGAGCUGGCCAGAAAGGGCUGAAUGACUUCCAGUGCUGGGAAAAGGGACAGGCUUCUCAAAUCACAGCGUCUAGUCUGGUCCUGAAUUAUGGGAAAAGAAAACUGACGGAUAUGGAUGGUUAAAAACCUGAAGAACGUGCAGCUACAGUGGAGGACACCG
Messenger RNA from Phaethon lepturus (White-tailed tropicbird), 507 nucleotides. RefSeq names its product GINS complex subunit 3 (Psf3 homolog) (gene GINS3). The coding region runs from base 153 to 470 and encodes 105 amino acids. Gene Ontology annotation, biological process: mitotic DNA replication initiation. NCBI's taxonomy places the organism in Eukaryota, Metazoa, Chordata, Aves, Phaethontiformes, Phaethontidae. The transcript is spliced from 2 exons. The record is from RefSeq and is a predicted model, not a curated record. Gene Ontology annotation, cellular component: GINS complex.